Molecule: messenger RNA, 1524 nt
Organism: Caenorhabditis briggsae
Lineage: Eukaryota; Metazoa; Nematoda; Chromadorea; Rhabditida; Rhabditidae
Gene: Cbr-ugt-43
Product: Protein CBR-UGT-43
Exons: 6
Coding region: 1-1524 (507 amino acids)
Molecular function (GO): UDP-glycosyltransferase activity
Source: RefSeq, a predicted model, not a curated record
AUGAUUUUCUCCUUAACUUUUGUCCUGCUUGGAGCAGUUGUCUGCUCAAAAAAUCCUGAAAUCCAAGGAAAAAAGGUGCUGGUUUGGCUACCAGUUACCGGGCAUUCUCAUUUGAAGUUCAUGAGUACUGUAGCUCAUAUCUUGCAAGACGAAGGGUAUAAUGUGACCCUUCUGCUACCUCUCAUUGACUACACUCUGAACAAGACAAAUCUUCCGAUCACUGAGAAAAUCAAUCACAAAAUCAGAUUGGAUAUUCAUCCGGGAGUACUCCGCGCAAUUAAUAACAUGGGCGGUAAGGCGGCUGGCCAACAAACAUGGACCAUGGGAUCUGGAAUUUACGGAUUCGAUGGCAUCCGUUAUCUUCUCUCCGAUCUGUACUCGUAUACUUGUGAUGGUAUCUUCCACAACACUGAACUACUUGAACGAUUAAAAAACGAAAACUACGAAAUUGGUCUCUCCGAACCGUUUUUUGUUUGCGGUUUCGCACUUUUUGAUCACCUCGGAAUUGAUAAAAUCUUAUCAAUUGAUUCCCAUAUCGGGCUGGAGGGACCCAAAAUGGCACAUGGACAAGCGAUAACAUCCAGUUAUUUGCCAUCGGCAUUUUCAGAAGGAUCGGAUCAGAUGACGUUUUUUGAAAGAGUCGUAAAUCUCUAUGAAACGUAUUUGAAUCGACGAUAUGCUCUAUUGAUCCAUGAUAAGNAAAUGGCGGCAAUGCAAGGGAUUUAUAAGGGGAAGGAGACGUGGGAAGAGUUGAUGAGAUUACCAGCUUAUAUGUUCACAAAUAGUAAUCCACUUUGGAUUUUCCAAAUCCAAGAACUUCAAAAUUCAUUGAAGUGGGAGGGAUUGCAGCGGAUGAGAAGAGGGUUGAUGAAGUUUUACCGGAGAAACUCUCUUAUCACUGCACUUGGCAAAAUGUCAGAUGUGACAUUUAUUUGGAAAUACGAGAAUACUUCUGUCAACAUUGUGAAACAAUGGGACUCCUCGAUUCAAAAUGUGUUUCUAGUGGAUUGGAUGCCUCAACAAGCACUUCUAGCUGAUCCUCGAUUGGACCUUUUUGUGACUCAUGGUGGAUUAGCCAGUACCAAUGAAGUGGCAUUCAGUGGGAAGCCAGCAGUUAUGGUACCAGUUUUCGGGGAUCAGACGAGAAAUUCCAGAAUGUUGGAGAGGCACGGAGGAGUUCUCGUGCUGAGAAAAGAGAUGCUACAGUAUCCCAGUGCUAUCAAAAACGCAAUUAUGUCAGUGUUAAAUGAUAAGAGUUUUGCACAGAGGGCGCGUAAUCUGGCCAAGUUGUUGAAUAAUCAGCCGGAGUCUCCAAAAGACGUUUUCCUGAAGUACUUUAACUUUGUAGCCAGAUUCGGAAAACCCGACGGAAUCGACUCAAACGCUGCCAACAUCUCCUUCUUCGCCUAUUACUACCUUGACCUAAUUUUGGCAAUUUCCAUUUUUAUUUACAUUUUGAUCUUGUCCACAUCCGCAAUUCGGGCUGCUUCCGUUGUAUUUUCAAAAAAAGAUAAAGUUAAUUGA